AUGCUUUUGAAUCUAGUGGAGUGUCCCUUGGAUCUCUCUCUUUGUUUCAAGUGUGGGCCUCAGAGUUGUAACUUUCAGUUCCUGGGUACAAAAAAUAUCAAAAAUAUACCCACUGAUUUGGCAACAGUAAAUCAAGACAUGGACAAGGAGAAAAGCAACACAAAAUCAAGACUUCUAAAAUACGAAGAGCAAGAGUAUGAAGCUGUCAUACCAUCGGAAAGUGAACCAGCUAAACUAGCAGAAAAAGAAACCUUGAAACAUAAAACAUUUAGAACGUUUUCUGUACCCUUGAAGUCAGAGGAAACAGAAGAUUACUUUCAAAAAAGUAGAAUUCAACAAGAAUCUUCAAAACCAGUUUCUCAUAAGAAGGAAGAGAAACCAAAGGGAAAAAAGGAUCAAACUCAUGGUUGUCCAGAAUUUAAGAAAAAAAGGCUUGUGUCAUAUGAUAGAAUAGAACCAGAGGAUGAUGAUGUGACAAGACAUAUUAUUAGACUAAGAGAAAAGUUUGGUUGGCAGACAAUGUUACCACAGCACUAUUUGGAGUACAGAAGCUUCAAAAUUGCAAUUCAGAAGAUUAUUCUAAAGGAACCUUUAAAAGAUGAUGGAGAAUUUAUAUAUUGCCUUCCUCGGAAAAAAAGUCAAGUUCUCUAUAAUCCAUAUGAUCUUCAGGUGGUCUCUGCCCACAGAGCUAGACAUUGCAAAGAAUUUUGGGUUGUUACUGCAUCAUUUAUGUCAAAGGUUACUAAAAUAGGUGAUGUAGAAGAAAUAGAACUCAUACCUACCUUGGAAUGGCUUUUAGAAAGAACAUGUUACUCUUUAUUACAGCAAUUCAGGAUAUUUUCCAAUUUUCGAAUUAAUAAAUUAUUCGUUACUUGGAAAUUGAAUGUUAGAAGAAUUAAGACAGAUAAUAGCAGGUCAUUUUUGUACCACCAUCUUUUUUGGGCCGAUGAGUUAUUUCAAGGCUGUUUGCUUUAUAUAAAGGGACUUUGUGAAGAUGCAGUUGAUAUCAAAAAAGGUUAUGAACACGAAGAUCAUCCAUCUGCCAUAUGCCUCAUUACGCUGAACAGGUCUCGAACAUAUUCUCUAGAUGAAUUUUAUAAAGAACAGUUACAGCAAGCUACCCAGGCACAGAAGCAACUUGAGGAUAUCAGAGAUAAAGCUAUUUCUGAAAUCAAAAGUACAAUUUUAAAGGUGGCAGAAAAGAAAGAAAUUAAAGAAUAUUUUGAGUCAAACUUCUCUGAAGAUGACACAACACAUUUCAAGCUGCCUAAAUAUCGACGUUUAUUAGAAACAAUUUUGAAGUUUCUGAUGUUGGUUGACUACAUAUUUCAAGAACUCAUCCGUCAACUAAUGAACACUGCAAUCACACUACUUUUUGAAUUAUUUAAUAAUUCUGCUAGAAUGCCAUUUUCAAUGGAAAAAAGGAAUGAAGAUCUCAUUAAAAUAUACAAGGACAUCUUUGCUUUCACUGGAAAGAUAACAAAUGAUUGUGAAGGAUUUGUUGAUAAUUCAAACUUACAUGCCACUUCUGUUUUAAAGUCAGAAGUAAAAACGGAAGCAGAUGUUAAUGAGAUUUUAAAUAGUAUUAAAGUGGAUGAAGAUUUGAGAAAAAUCUAUGCACCGAUAUUUGAAGUAACUGUACACUUAAGUGUACCUGAAGAGAGUGACUCUUCAGGAAAUUCCACAGAGAAAUUUGAUGAGUCUGACAAGUCCUCUGAAGAAUCUGAGGUGUGUGAAGAUGAGGCAUCAACAAAUGAAGUCAGUUGUGUCAUAAAACACUCAGGUGAAGAACUGCUCCCAAUAAUGAAGAAACAAAAAAAAACAUUUUACAACUUAGAAGGAAUUCUUUCAGAUACAGAAAUCAUGGCUGAGUUUGAGAAUAAAUACAUGUAUGAUGAAUUUUCAGAAUUUGCUGCAAAUCUCUUCUUAGCUCCCAACAGAUUAGAGUUUUCAAUAAAAAUUCAAAAUAUGGUGGCUGACAUUGAAAAAUGUAUAACCAAGAUUAUUCCCCUUUGCCAAGAUCCUCGCCUGUCUCUCUUUACUGAAUCAGUUUUAGUUACGGAUUUACCUAAUAAGGCUGAAAGUGGAAUUGCCUAUAAGAAGCUAGCCAGAUGGCCAGAUUGUCAGAUACUUUUUGAAAUGGAUCCUACCUACCAAAAUCAAAUUGCCAAUCUCCUGACUGUUGUUGGUAAUUCCAUGGGCCUAGUUAAUGUUUAUAUCUCUAAGUUUAUAAAAUAUUGUUCCAUGGUACAGAAGGCCAAAGCCAUGAGUAUGAAACUGUCAUCGACAGAAGAAUUAACUUCAACACAGUUUAAAACUAUCCUGGCUAAAUUCAGAAACUAUCUUCAACAUAUUGUUAGUAUGACUAUUGAGAAACGCAUUGGUAUUUUCAAUGUUUUAAGUCUUAAUUAUCAGUCAGAAUGCUUACCAUAUGUUGAGAAUGUCAUACAUCUGAGCCACGAUCUCUUGCGAUCUGUAAUUGAAAGAAAGAAUAUAAAUCUACUGGAAGUAAUGGAAUCCUCUCUGAGAAAGCUGGAAUCUGAUCCCACUGAAAUAGAAGAAUUUGUGGAACAUUUUACUUUUUUGGAUGCAAUUUCCUCAAAAAUACCUGUAUUAGAAAAAGAGUACUCCACAAUUGCUCAGCUGUAUUCCAUUGUACGCUAUUACCAGAUCCAGAUUUCUGAAGAGCAAAUUGCCAUAUAUAAAAUUAUUCUUAUCAGGUUUGGGCAACUAAAAACUUCUAUGAAGUUAAGUGAAAUAAAUAAAGACGCAUCUAUUUCUAGAUUCAGAGACAAUUUGGAAGCACACAUCACUGGUCUGCGAGUUGACCUCAGCAACCUAAAGGCCAAGAUAAGAACUCCCAUUCUGUUGUGUGCUGGCACCCGUGUGGACACAGCCAUGGAGUUGAUGCGGACUCUCACGGAGGAAACUGCUAGUUUAGCUCAUAAGGCUAAGAUGUACUCCAGCUACCAGAACUGCUUUGAGGAGAUCCAGCCUCACAUGCACUCUCUACACACGGAAGAGAUCACACAGCUUGUCCUUGGGGAGGUUUCGGACAUUGAAUACGACCUAACCCUGAGGAAGCUAUUGUGGGAGGCCCAGGAGGAAUGGAGGACACUGUUCUGGGAAUGGAGGAACGCUACUCUUCACAGCAUUGAUAUAGAAUCAGUACAGAGAAGUGUCUCAAAAUGGAUGCACAAAAUCACUGUCCUAGAAAAAGGUUUACCUAAAAAUGACAUAGUCACCCAUCUUAAGCAAUCAGUGACAGAAUUUAAGCAAGAACUGCCUAUUCUCAUGGCUCUGGGAAACCCCUGUCUCAAGCCAAGGCACUGGGAGGCUCUCCAGGAGAUUAUUGGAAAGUCUGUUUCUCUUGAUAAAAACUGUACAGUAGAGAAUCUUCUAGCACUCAAGAUGUUUCAAUACGAAAAUGAAAUUAAUGAAAUCUCAACCUCUGCCACUAACGAAGCUGCUCUGGAGAAACUGCUAUUUAAGAUUAUUGACCAGUGGAAUACAACCCCGUUACACUUAGUUGUUCAUCAGUCAGACACGUUGUCCAUCCUGAUCAUUUCAUCCAUAGAUGACAUAUUAGCUCAGUUAGAAGAGUCGCAAAUGAUACUUACAACAGUUAAAGGAUCUUCGUCUCUUGGGCCCAUUAGGGAUCUUGUGGAUGAGUGGGAUCAGAAUUUGACUCUCUUCUCUUACACUCUUAAGGAAUGGAUGAAUUGUCAAAGAAAUUGGCUCUAUCUUGAACCAAUCUUUCAUUCAACCGAAAUACAAAGGCAGCUCCCAGCAGAAGCAAAACUCUUCUCUCAAGUGAUUUCCAUGUGGAGAGAAAUAAUGUUAAAAAUACAAAACAAACUGGAUGCUUUGCGAAUAACUACCUCUGCAGGAGUCCUCGAAAUUCUGCAAAAUUGCAAUACAUGUCUUGACUAUAUAAUGAAAAGUCUUGAGGACUACCUUGAAAUUAAAAGAAUGAUUUUCCCAAGAUUUUACUUUCUUAGCAACGCUGAACUCCUUGAUAUUCUAGCUGACAGCAGAAAUCCUGGGUCUCUACAGCCUCAUCUUGUGAAGUGUUUUGAAAAUAUAAAACAGUUAUUGAUUUGGAAACAAGAAAUUGGCCCUCCUGCUGUGAUAAUGCUCAUGUCUGCUGAAGGGGAAACUCUUCUGUUGCCCAAGAAAAUUCGUGUAAGAAGUGCUGUGGAACAGUGGUUGAUAAAUGUAGAGAAAAGCAUGUUUGAUGUACUGAAAAAAUUUGUAAGUCAAGGGGUUGAAGACUGGAGCUGCCAAACUUUUUCCGAGUGGGUGGUGUCUCAUCCAGGACAAGUGGUCCUCACAGUGAGCCAGAUCAUGUUUUAUAAUGAUUGCAUCAAAAGUUUUGUGAGUUCUCAUUCAAGAGCAGAGUUGGAAAAAGUCCAUGCUGGUAUGAUUGGUCACCUAGAGGAGACUGCAGCACUGGUGGUGCUGGAUACUAGUAACACUCGCACAAAAGCUGUACUGACAGCACUGCUUACGCUUUGCGUUCACUGCCGAGACAUAGCAAGAGAUUUACUGCUGAAAGGUGUCUCCGGUGUGGGAGAUUUUGAGUGGACAAGACAUUUGCAGUAUAAAUGGAAUGACAAGCAGAAGUUGUGCUAUGUGUCCCAAGGAGAUGCCAGCUUCACGUAUGGCUAUGAGUACUUGGGAUGUACUCCUCGGUUGGUUAUUACACCCCUCACUAACAGAUGCUGGCUCACCCUCACGGGAGCUCUGCUCUUGAAUCUUGGAGGCUGCCCCACUGGCCCCGCUGGCAUGGGCAAAACAGAGACUGUCAAAGAUCUAGCCAAAUCCUUAGGCAAACAUUGUGUGGUCUUCAACUGUUUUGAGGAUUUGGAUUAUAAGAUAAUGGGAAAAUUCUUCUUUGGAGUGGUCCAGUCGGGAGCAUGGUGCUGUUUCAGUGAGUUCAAUCGGAUUGACGUGCAAGUCCUCUCCGUGAUUGCGUCGCAGAUACUAACAAUCAAGGUCGCAAAAGACAGCUAUUCUGUCAGGUUUGUACUGGAAGGAAAAGAAAUUCGUAUCAAUAUGUCUUGUGCAAUAUUUGUUACUAUGAACCCUGGGUACAAAGGUCAAGUAGAACUCCCAGAUAACUUAAAAUCUCUGUUUCGCCCAGUGGCAAUGAUGGCUCCCCAUUAUCAAAUGAUUACUGAAAUAAUUCUGUUUUCAUUUGGUUUCAAAUCGGCAAAAUCACUCUCUGGAAAGCUAGUUAACAUUUAUGAAUUAGCUAGCAAACAGCUCUCACAACAGGCUCAUUAUGAUUUUGGCUUGAGGUCUCUGAAGACAGUUUUAAUAGUGGCUGGAAAGAAGAAACAGGAGUUUAAGUGUAACACCGAUGACCAUCUUUCUGAAACAGAUGAGACUCUGAUCAUUAUUGAGGCUAUAAGAGAAGCUAGUCUGCCAAAAUUUCUCCCUAAAGAUGCCCCACAUUUUGAAAAGAUUAUACGAGAUUUUUUUCCUGGAGCAACAGUUUCAACAGCAAAUCAAAUUGCCUUGGAGAAAGCAAUAUUUAUUGCAACACAACAGUUGGGCUUACAACAAUGGCCAGCUCAGAAAAAGAAAAUCAUACAGUUUUAUAAUCAACUGCAGACUUGUGUUGGUGUGAUGUUAGUAGGCCCAACAGGUGGAGGAAAGACAACAGUCAGAAGAAUUUUAGAAAGAGCAUUAACACUAUCACCAGUUGAAGACCUCCUGUCAGUUACAGAAAGGGAAUCUAUUUCACAGAUUUCAGGAAGAAAAGGAAAAGUAGAUAUUUGUGUUUUAAAUCCAAAGUGUAUCACUGUUAGUGAACUAUAUGGACAACUGGAUCCUAAUACUAUGGAAUGGACUGAUGGAUUAUUAUCAACAGCAGUUCGGAAUUAUGUAUAUUUUAACAAUGCAAGGAUCUUAAAGAAAGACAGUGAUUUCGGAUUGAAAUCAAGAAUCUCAGAUGCAUCUAAUGUCUUCAAACUUGAUUCCUCUGAUGCAGCAGAUACUGACAUUCAUGUGUUUGAGAAGGAGGUGGGGAAAGAUGUCAACAUUCCAGAAGAGCAUAACUAUGAGUGGCAGUGGAUUAUUUUAGAUGGUCCAGUGGAUACCUUCUGGGUGGAAAAUCUAAACUCCAUGCUGGAUGAUACUAGAACAUUGUGCCUAGCAAACAGUGAGCGAAUAACCUUAACUAAUAAAAUACGAGUGAUUUUUGAGGUAGACAGUCUUUCUCAGGCCAGUCCUGCUACUGUCAGCCGAUGUGCAAUGGUCUAUAUGGAUCCUGUUGAUCUGGGAUGGGAGCCUUAUGUUAAGUCAUGGCUUUUGAAAACUUCAGAAAUUAUGAAUCAAACAGGAGUGGGUUGUCUUGAAUUCAUGUUUAAAAAUAGUGUCACAGAUGGACUACAGUUUAUAAAGAAGCAUAAGAAAUAUCAGCCAUUUCCUGUCCAAGAUAUAACGACUGUUAUAACUCUGUGCAGAAUUCUUGAUGCUUUCUUUGACUUCAUGAGUAAAAAUGGAGGCUUUGGAAAAUGUGAAGAUUUGAAGGACAUUCCAACCGAGAAGACACAUUCUUCAUAUUCAAAAGUUUCUGUCAAGUUCAAGAAUACAAAAAAGAGAGCUGAAAAUACAUGGUAUCUGGAGAAGAAUCCUGAUAAAUUAAAAAUAAUGAUUCAAAAGCUCUUCGUAUUUGCAUUUACAUGGGCAUUUGGAGGAACUUUAAUGCGUGAGGAUGAGCAUGAAGAUGACACAGUACUUUAUUCAAGCCAUGAGUCUAGUUCGCCUGCCAAAGUGACCUAUGAUUUUGACAAUCUUGUGCAUGAAUUAUUUGAAAGCAAUCCACAAGUAGGUGUCAGUCUACCAACUGGUAAGCGUUCUAUCUUUGGCUAUUUUGUGGAUUUACAGCAAUGCGAAUUCAUACCAUGGUCAGAAUUACUUCCUAGUAUUCAGACACUAAUUCAAAAAGGAACUUCAAUUCUAGCGGACCCUGAAGGAUCCAGUGAAAAUCUCUUGAAGAUGAGAGAGUAUGGAGAGAACAUCAGUCACAUCGCCACCAGGGACACGGUGUCCCUUUCUUUCCUCAUAAGCUUUCUAUUAAAGAAUUUCUGCCCUGUGCUUCUCACAGGAGACCCUGCUGUUGGGAAAACCGCUGCCAUUAAUGAAAUCCUUGAGAAGUUGGAGUGUCCUGGAGCACUGGAUGUGAAAUAUGGCUCAAUCUUAGGAGAUGUCCUACUGUAUAAUGAAAUUAAAAACUCAAGGUUCCUGAAGCAGAAUAUCAGCAUCUUGCUUUCUGAAACUCACAAGACAGCAGCCGGGAGUCUAGAUAAGCCUAUUAAAAAGCCAGAAGUCAUAAUUGAUGAAAGUUCAUUUAAAAAUGAUAAUAAAGGAAUUAUAGUCUCAACAAUAAAUUUUAGCAUCAGUAUCACAGCUGCCCAAGCCAAGGAGAUGAUUCUCAAGAAGUUAGUACGAAGAACCAAAGACACUCUUGGAGCACCAAAGAGCAGCAGGAUUGUAGUAUUCAUCGAUGAUCUGAAUGUGCCAGAAUCAGAUACAUAUGGAACACAGCCACCCCUGGAAUUAAUCAGGCAGUUACUAGAUAUGGGAGGGCUUUAUGAUACUGAGAAGAAUGCUUGGAAGAACAUUCAAGAUCUUUCCCUAGUGGCGGCCUGUGUCCCUGCAGCAGUCAGGAGGCACAUCAGCCCACGUCUCCUCAAGCACUUCUCCAUCCUGGUGCUGCCUCAUCCUUCACAGGGCUCCCUGCAUGCGAUUUUUCAGGCUCAUUUGGGAAUAUAUUUCUCCCUCAGUAACUUCACAUCUGUUGUUCAGAAAAGUAAGGAUCAAAUAAUAUCUUGUUCUCUCGCUGUAUACUACCAAGUAUGUCAGAAUAUGUUGCCAACUCCAGCAAAAUGCCACUACAUGUUUAAUCUUCGAGAUAUGUUUAAGCUUCUUCUAGGAUUGCUGCAAGCUGACAAAACUGUUAUUACCUCCAAAGAGAUGUUGGCUCUAUUCUUCGUUCAUGAAGCCACACGAGUGUUUCACGAUCGCCUAAUGGAAUAUACAGAAAAACGGCUUUUCUAUCAAUUUCUUUCAAAGGAACUUGAGAAUUAUUUUCAGAUCCAGUGGACCAAAGAAAAACUGAUGAAUGACUCAAUUGUAUUUGUGGAUUUCUUGGAUAUAAACAAGGCUCAUAGGAAAAAGAUCUAUCAAAAUACUAAUGACUAUAAUAAACUUGCCAGUGUACUGAAUGAAUUCCAAAUGAAGUUAAGUUCAGCAUCUUUGGAGAUUUUUCAUUCCAUGGUGUUCUUCAAGGAAGCCAUAGAACACAUCGCAAGAGCUUCCAGGGUCCUUCGACAACCAGGGAGUCACAUGUUACUGAUUGGAAUAGACGGCUGUGGGAAGGAGACCUGUGCCACCCUGGCCUGUUAUUUAACAGAAUGCAAACUCUACCGAGUGCCCACAUCCCACAAUUUUGCCUACAUAGAAUUCAAAGAAGAUUUUAAAAGGGGCUUCAUUCAAGCAGGAUUAGAAGGGAACCCCACUGCUCUGAUAGUUGCUAACUUAAACCCAAAGCAGGAGGCGUUUUUGGAAGAUUUGAACAACAUUCUCAAUAUGAGGAAAGUACUUGACCUGUUUGAAAAUGAGGAGCUGGAUUCCAUUGUGCUAAGGAUGAGAUCUUUUGUUGAACAGUCUGGUUAUAUUGAUAAUAGGCAGUCUUUACUUGCAUUCUUCCAAAAGAGGAUAUAUAAAAAUCUUCAUAUUUUUAUGACCAUGAGUCCCACAGGACCUCACUUCCGCCAACAUUGUAGAGCAUAUCCUUCUAUGAUCACCAUCUGCACAAUUGACUGGUAUGAGAAGUGGCCAGAUGAAGCUCUCCUUGUUGUAGCCAAUUCUUUCUUAAGAGAAAAGGUGGAUUUACAGAACAGAGAGAACUUAAAAGAAAAACUUGCCCCAACAUGUGUCCAGAUCCACAGAAGUAUAAAAGACUUGAACACAAUAUACUUCCAAAAAACUGGAAGGCAUUAUUAUGUCACUCCCAGUAGCUACUUGCGGUUCAUGGAUACCUUUGCUCACAUUUUGAGGUCACGGGAGAAGGGAAUGCAAACAAAGAGGAAUCGUUUUUAUAUGGGUCUAUCCAAGAUCCUGGAAGCAACCACUCUAGUUACAGAUAUGCAAGAGGAGCUCUUGGUCCUUGGCCCACAAAUAGAACAAAAAACAAAGGAAAAGGAAGCACUCAUGGAAAAGCUGCAGAAAGAUUCACAAGUAGUGGAGAAAGUCCAGGUGCUUGUUAAACAGGAUGAAGAAAUUAUGGCUGAAGAAGUAAGAAUUGUAGAAGAUUAUGCUCAGGAAACUGCCCAUGAAGUAAAAAGUGUGCUGCCAGCUCUCGACAAGGCGAUCGUGGCUCUGAGCGCCCUGGAUAAAGCCGAUGUCGCUGAGCUGAGAGUGUAUACACAGCCUCCCUUUCUCGUGCUGACAGUCAUGAAUGCAGUAUGCAUUCUUCUGCAGAAGAAACCUAACUGGACGUCAGCAAAAUUGCUUCUUUCGGAAACUGGUUUCCUGAAAAGACUGAUUAACCUUGACAAGGACAGCAUACCGGAGAAGGUUUUCAUGAAGCUGAAAAAAAUUUUAAUCUUACCUGAUUUCAACCCAAACAAGAUUGCUCUCGUGUCUGUUGCCUGUUGCUCUAUGUGCCAGUGGGUUAUAGCUUUGAAUAACUACCAUGAAGUGCAGAAGGUGGUGGGCCCUAAGCAAAUGCAAGUAGCUGAAGCUCAGAAUGUCCUCAAAAUUGCACGGCAAAGGCUGGCCGAGAAACAAAGAGGUUUGCAGCUGAUUGAAGAGCAUCUGCUGUUUUUGCAGGCAGCCUACAAAGAUAUAGUUGCUGAAAAACAACUCUUGGCAAACAGAAGAAAACUGGCCACCAAGCGCUUGCAGUGUGCAUCUGUCUUACUGACUGCUCUGAAGGAUGAGAAGACUCGAUGGCAAGAAACAAUCAAUCAAAUAGACAAGAAGUUGGAAGGAAUUUUGGGCGACACACUUAUUUCAGCAGCAUGCAUUGUCUACAGUGGAGUGUUAACAGCAGAAUUUCGCCAGCUAAUUGUGAACAAAUGGGAGAGCCUUUGCACUAAAAACAACAUUUCUUUGUCCCCUAACUUUUCCUUAAUUGAAGUCAUGGCACAAAAACAUGAGAUUGGCCGAUGGCACUCUCAGGGACUCCCCCUUGGGCAGUAUUCGACAGAGAACGCCAUCCUGAUCAAGAAUGGCCUGCAGUGGCCACUGCUGAUUGACCCCCACAAGCAGGCACACAACUGGAUCCGGCAGAUGGAAGGGGCCAGGCUGCAGGAGCUCUCCAUCAAAGACAGCAGUUACAUCCAAAAAAUUGAAAAUGCUAUGAAAAUAGGAGGGAGUGUCCUCUUGCAGAAUCUCCCUGAAACAUUAGCUCCAAGUUUGAAGGCAAUUUUGAAGAAGGAUAUCCAUCAGAAAAGAGGACAAUAUUUCAUAAGGGUUGAUGAUUCUGAGAUUGAAUACAAUCCCAGAUUUAGGUUAUACGUUGCUACAGAAAUAGACAACCCUCAUUUUCCUCCCUCAGUUUACAAUUUCGUUACUAUGAUCAACUUCACGGUAACAUUCCAGGGUUUGCAGGAUCAACUCUUAUCUACCGUGUUAACCCAUGAAGCCCCUUACUUAGAAAAUCAACGUUUCCAGUUAUUGGAGAGCAUUUCCCUUGAUGCUGUGACCCUUGAAGAACUAGAGGAAAAAAUGUUAAAUGUUCUGCAGAAUGCACAAGAAUGUGUCUUAGAUGAUGAGGAAAUCGUAGACAUCCUAAGAAAAUCCAAAAUGACUUCAAAUGAAAUUUCACAGCGCAUCAAAGCCACAGAAAAAAUGGAAAGUGAAAUCCAAGAGACUCGUACAAACUAUCUCCCCAUUGCAACUCGAGGCUCCCUGCUCUACUUUCUCGUGGCAGGGCUUGCCCAGGUCAACUGCAUGUACCAGUUCUCCCUAGACUGGUUUCGACAGGCCUUCGUUCUGUCAGUAGUCUCCGGAAGCAAAGAACAAGAGAAACCCAGCUCGAAAUGGGAUAAAAUGUCUCUGAAAAAAAUUCAUAAUAUUACAAACCUCUCAAAAGAACCAAAGUUAGAAAGUGAGAAAAAUCUCUUAGAGAGACAUCUUAAAAAUUCAAUAGAUGGGUUAACAAGAAAUAUUUUUAAGGUGGUCUCUUCAGCUCUAUUUAACCAACAUAAACUGUGCUUCUCCUUCCGGCUUUGCACCACAAUCAUGCAAAAUAAUGCUCAUGGAAGUUUACUGCAGGAUGACAUUGGGUCCCUACCAGAUGAAGAAUGGGACAUCUUCCUACAUUCUGCCAUGUUGAUAAAUAUUAAAGCUGUGAUGCCCCAGGCUAGACUUAAUAGUAUCUAUGAGACCUGCAGAAAUCGACAUCUUCAGUGGUUGUCGGAAUCCAGGUGGAAGCAGUGCCAGUAUGUCAGCAGUGAGCUGGAGCCCUUCUCUCUCCUGUGCAAAUCCCUUCUGUCUAAUGUGCCCCAGUGGGAUGCUUUCAUAAACAGUAAGGCUGCAUAUUGCCUGAUGAGUGUACCUUUCUGUUCAGAAGAUGCUUCAUUGGAGAAACGUAAGUAAUCACCAAUGAGAACUGAACUUCUGGAUGAAAAUGAAGACAUGUGUAGUCCUGUGAAUUUCCCCUGGGAGAAACUCACUCCAUUUCAGAGACUUAUUUUGAUAAAAAUCCUUCGACCAGAGCAUUUAAAGAAUUCAGUGAAAAGGUUUAUAACUGAAAAAAUGGGAAAUGACUAUGUCUUGAGAAUGGGAUUGAAUCUGAAAGAGCCCUACAAGGAGUCCACAGCCAUAACUCCACUGAUACUUACUCACACCCAUGGGAUCGACCCCACCAACACUGUCCUGAAGUUUGCACAAGAGUUAAAAGGAGGAACAAGUCAUGUGACCAUGAUUUCCCUGGGCCCCGGCCAAGCCGCUAAGGCAGAGGAGCUCAUCAUGAAGGCCCUCCCCAGAGCCGCUCAAUGGGUCUUCCUCCUGAACUGUCACCUCGCAGCAUCGUUUAUGCCAAGGCUUUGUACUAUCAUUGAGUCAUUUAAUAGCCCAGAUGUGACAAUAGACCCUGAGUUCCGGCUGUGGUUGAGCUCAAAAUCAGACAGUUCUUUCCCAAUUCCUAUUCUUCAAAAGAGUUUGAAGAUCACAGUGGAAAAUCCCCCAGGACUGAAAAGUAAUUUACUUCAGACAUUUGGAUAUAGUGGGAGUGGAGAGGUAACAGAAGAGAUAUUUGAAAAACCUGACUGUGGACCGUGGUGGAAAAAACUUCUCUUCAGCCUGUGUUUUUUCAAUGCUCUGAUCAAUGAAAGAAAAAAUUAUGGAAUAUUGGGCUGGAAUAUUGCUUAUAAAUUUAGUUCUUCAGACUUGGAGGUUGCCAUAAAGAUGUUGGAGAAUGCCCUGAGCACCCGGUCCAGUAUUUCGUGGCCAACCCUGCGCUACCUGUUUGGGGAGGUGAUUUACGGGGGCCGGGUGACUGACACCUGGGACCGGCGAUGUUUGAACACCCUUCUCUACAAAUAUUGUAAUCCUGACGUGCUGAGGGAUGACUUCAGUUUCUCCAGUGAUGAGAUACAUCAGCCAGUGCCCAAAUUUGGGAGCAUAAUGGACUGCAUACACACUAUCCAGUCCUUGCCUGACGACGACUCUCCUGAGCUCCUAGGACUGCACCCUGAGGCCAUAAGAGGCUGCAGGGAGAUCCAGGGCCAGAAAUUCAUCGACAGUCUCAUUGCCAUGCAACCAAGAAGUACCACUGCCAAACUCAUGAUCAGUCAUGAGCAGAGUAACGAUGAACUAGUAAUGGAAAUUUUAUCUGACAUGCUAAAGCGGCUGCCAGUGUCUGUGGAGAAAGAAGAAUAUGCUGGAACUCCCAGCACCUUGAAAUGCAUCAUGUCCAGCCCCAUUUGGGAAUCUCUUUAUAAGAGUAUCCAAGGCUAUGAUCCCCUUAUCCACUGCGUCUUGCUAACCUUUCUGAGCCAAGAAAUUGAACGAUUUGAUAAUUUGUUAUUUAUUGUGCAUACAUCUCUGAAAGGCCUUCAACUUGCAAUCAAAGGGGAGAUCAUUCUCACCCAGGAACUUGAGGAAAUCUACAGUUCUUUCCUUAAUACUCAAGUACCUAUGCUGUGGCAGAAACAUGCCUACAAGUCCUGUAAGUCCCUGAGUUCCUGGGUUAAUGAUCUCAUCCAACGACUGAAUUUCUUCAAUACUUGGGCCAAAAUGGCUUAUACUGCAAUACAUCAUCGGUAUAUGAGAUUUAUCACAGUCUCGAAUCUUUCUAUUCCAUCACCUGCCCAAAGCCCCAAAUAUCCCAAUGAUAAGAACAGUGAUUUCUUUGAAGGAUUUCCUGCAAGAUACUGGCUCCCAGCUUUCUUCUUUCCACAAGCCUUUCUUACUGCUGUGCUUCAAGACUAUGGAAAGUCCCAGGGAAUCUCUAUAGACGCCCUCACUUUUACCCACCAUGUGACCUCGGACACCACUGACAUCAAAGAUGAGGAGUUCUCCAUAAUCAUCCAGAAGAAACUCAACAUCGUCAGGAGAGCCUUUAAGGGCACGGACCGCACACACGUGGGAGUUCACAUUUUUGGCUUAUUCAUCGAGGGAGCCAGGUGGAAUCAUGAACAAAAUGCACUAGAAGACUCGCUGCCUCGUGAGCUAUGCUGCGAUUUUCCUGAAAUCUAUUUCUUGCCAACAAAGAUUUCUACUGAAAGAGCAAAUACUUCUGAGCAGAGAGAUUCAGAAUUCUACACAUUUGAAUGUCCAGUUUAUCAGACACCUGAGCGGUCAAGAAUUUUGACAACUACUGGCUUACCCUCGAACUUUCUAACAUCAGUGUAUUUAUCCACAAGGAGACCUCCUAGUCACUGGAUCACAAUGCAGGUUGCACUGCUCUGUGAGAAGAAUGAGAAAUAA
Nyctereutes procyonoides (raccoon dog) is the source of this 13953-nucleotide messenger RNA. It is a transcript of the gene DNAH14, whose product is annotated as dynein axonemal heavy chain 14. Gene Ontology annotation, biological process: microtubule-based movement. The record is from RefSeq and is a predicted model, not a curated record. Gene Ontology annotation, molecular function: minus-end-directed microtubule motor activity; dynein light intermediate chain binding; ATP binding. The transcript has 87 exons. Gene Ontology annotation, cellular component: dynein complex. NCBI's taxonomy places the organism in Eukaryota, Metazoa, Chordata, Mammalia, Carnivora, Canidae.